AGUGCGCAUGCGCGUCCGGAUGCCGACCCUCGCUGUCGCGCCUCCAGCUGCCGUGGUUACCGUUGGUGUUUGCGAAUUCCCUGCAGCACCUUCUUUGCUGGUAAACCAGCGCCGCGGGGCUUCGGCAGCGGUUCCACAGCGCGCGCCUGCAUCACGUGGGCUGAGGCUCCCGCGCGGUCGGAGCGGCGGCUGAGCGUGAGGAAGGAGUGCGGCUACCGCUCGCCCUCCCACUGCGCCCCAGGGCGGGCGCCCGGAAUAAAAAUGGCGAAGUGGGGGUAGUUGGCGCCGAACCCGAAGCGAUGGGGCGCGCAGAAACGGCAGUCCUAGCUCCCUGACGUGGGCGCCGAGCUGCUCUCGGCGACGAUUUAACCUGGCGACCUCGGGCCGGCGCCUAGUAGGUCAGACCACGGACUCCGCGGGUCGCCGAGGGCCCCGCCGAGAGCCGGAGGCGAUGGAUGAACAGAGCGUGGAGAGCAUUGCUGAGGUGUUCCGAUGUUUCAUUUGUAUGGAGAAAUUGCGGGAUGCACGCCUUUGUCCUCAUUGCUCCAAGCUUUGUUGUUUCAGCUGUAUCAGACGCUGGCUGACAGAGCAGAGAGCUCAAUGUCCUCAUUGCCGUGCUCCACUUCAGUUACGAGAACUAGUAAACUGUCGUUGGGCAGAAGAAGUAACACAGCAGCUUGAUACUCUUCAACUCUGCAGUCUCACCAAACAUGAAGAAAAUGAAAAGGACAAAUGUGAAAAUCACCAUGAAAAACUUAGUGUAUUUUGCUGGACUUGUAAGAAGUGUAUCUGCCAUCAGUGUGCACUUUGGGGAGGAAUGCAUGGUGGACAUACCUUUAAACCUUUGGCAGAAAUUUAUGAACAGCAUGUUACUAAAGUGAAUGAAGAAGUAGCCAAACUACGUCGACGUCUCAUGGAACUGAUCAGCUUAGUUCAAGAAGUGGAAAGAAAUGUAGAAGCUGUAAGAAAUGCAAAAGAUGAACGUGUUCGGGAAAUUAGGAAUGCUGUAGAGAUGAUGAUUGCACGGUUAGAUACACAACUAAAGAAUAAGCUUAUAACACUGAUGGGUCAGAAGACCUCUCUUACACAAGAAACAGAGCUGUUGGAAUCCUUACUUCAGGAGGUGGAGCACCAGUUACGGUCUUGUAGUAAGAGUGAAUUGAUAUCUAAGAGUUCAGAGAUUCUUAUGAUGUUUCAGCAAGUUCAUCGAAAACCCAUGGCAUCCUUUGUUACCACUCCAGUUCCACCAGACUUUACCAGUGAAUUAGUACCAUCUUAUGAUUCAGCUACUUUUGUUUUAGAGAAUUUCAGCACUUUGCGUCAGAGAGCAGAUCCUGUUUACAGUCCACCUCUUCAAAUUUCAGGACUUUGUUGGAGGUUAAAAGUUUACCCAGAUGGAAAUGGAGUUGUUCGUGGUUAUUACUUAUCUGUGUUUCUGGAACUCUCAGCUGGGUUGCCUGAAACUUCCAAAUAUGAAUAUCGUGUAGAGAUGGUUCAUCAAUCCUGCAAUGAUCCUACCAAAAAUAUCAUUCGAGAAUUUGCAUCUGACUUUGAAGUAGGAGAAUGCUGGGGUUAUAAUAGAUUUUUUCGUUUGGACUUACUUGCAAAUGAAGGAUAUUUGAAUCGACAGAAUGAUACAGUGAUUUUAAGGUUUCAGGUACGUUCACCAACUUUUUUUCAAAAAUGCCGGGACCAGCAUUGGUAUAUUACUCAGUUGGAGGCUGCACAGACUAGUUAUAUUCAACAAAUAAAUAACCUUAAAGAGAGACUUACUAUUGAGUUGUCUCGAACUCAGAAAUCAAGAGAUUUAUCGCCACCAGAUAACCACCUCAGCCCCCAGAAUGAUGAGACACCUGAAACUCGAACUAAGAAGUCUGGGUCAUGUACUGACAUGUUUCUUCAGGAUAGUCCUGCAACAACUUCUGUAAGAGAAGCCAAAGAGGAUGAAGAAGAUGAGGAGAAAAUUCAGAGCGAUGAUUAUCACCAUGAACUUUCAGAUGGAGAUCUGGAUUUAGAUCUUGUUGGUGAAGAUGAAGUAAAUCAUCUUGAUGGGAGCAGUUCCUCUGCCAGUUCCACAGCAACAAGUAACACAGAAGAGAAUGACAUUGAUGAAGAAACUAUGUCUGGAGAAAAUGACGUAGAAUACAACAACAUGGAACUAGAAGAGGGAGAACUCAUGGAAGAUGUAGCUGCUGCAGGACCUCCAGGUGGUAACCCUGGCUAUGUAGGUGCCAGUAGCAGAAUGUCAAGAAGAACACAUCUAUGUUCUGCUGCAACUAGUAGUUUAUUAGACAUUGAUCCUUUAAUUUUAAUACACUUAUUGGACCUUAAGGACCGGAGUAGUAUGGAAAAUUUGUGGGAUUUACAGCCUCGCCCACCUGCUUCACUUUUGCAGACCACAGCAUCAUAUUCUCGAAAGGAUAAAGACCAAAGAAAGCAGCAGGCAAUGUGGCGAGUUCCCUCUGAUUUAAAGAUGCUGAAAAGACUCAAAACUCAAAUGGCUGAAGUUCGAUGUAUGAAAACUGAUAUAAAGAAUACUCUUUCAGAAAUAAAGAGCAGCAAUGCUGCUUCUGGUGACAUGCAGGCUAACCUUUUUUCUGCUGACCAGGCAGCUCUGGCUGCAUGUGGAACUGAAAACUCUGGCCGAUUACAGGACUUGGGAAUGGAACUCCUGGCAAAGUCAUCAGUUACCAGCUGUUACAUACGAAACUCCACAAAUAAGAAGAGUAAUUCACCGAAGCCAGCUCGGUCCAGUAUAGCUGGAAGUCUGUCACUUCGAAGAGCAGUAGAUUCUGGGGAAAAUAGCCGUUCAAAGGGAGACUGUCAGACUCUGUCUGAAGGCUCCCCAGGAAGCUCUCAGUCUGGGAGCAGGCAUAAUACUCCCCGAGCCUUGACACAUGGCAGUAUCAGUGAUAUUCUGCCAAAAUCUGAAGACCAUCAGUGCCAAGCUUUGGACUCAGAUGCUGUUGUGGUUGCAGUUUUUAAUGGCUUACCUACUGUUGAGAAAAGGAGGAAAAUGAUCACUUUGGGGGCUAAUCCUAAAGGAGGUCAGCUGGAAGGAAUGCAGAUAACUGAUUUGGAAAAUAAUUCUGAAACUGGGGAAUUACAGCCUAUACUACCUGAAGGAGCUUCAGCUGCCCCUGAGGAAGGAAUGAGUAGUGAUAGUGAUAUAGAAUGUGACACUGAGAAUGAAGAGCAGGAAGAACAUACCAGCAUGGGCGGAUUUAACAAGUCUUUCAUGGCGCAGCCCCCAGACGAAGAUACCCAUUCCAGUUUUCCUGAUGGUGAACAAAUAGGCCCUGAAGAUCUCAGCUUCAAUACUGAUGAAAACAGUGGAAGGUAAUUUUCAAAUCAAGAGAACUGACUUGCUGGCUACUUUGCCCCUGAAAUUUGCUGUAUGUUUGUCAUCAGUCACAUAAUCAAAUUUGACCUUUUUUUUUUUUUCAUCUCUAAAGUAGUACUUGUAAAACUGUUAGAAAAUAGUACGAUUCUUACAUAGGACAUUAGUACACAGAAAAAAAUUAAUGGGGAGAAUUCUGUAUAAUGUAAUGAAGUAAGUGUAGUCUUAAACUAAUUGAAUAAAAUAGUUUGUUCACAAAAGGCAGUUUGUCUACUAAAACAAAAGGGUGAAUCCUGCUAGAGAAAGUACCCAGAGGUGGUGCAUGCAUUCAGUAAACUGUUGAGUAUCAGUCCUUGGUUAGAAUACUCAGUUGUAUUUAAAGGACCACAUUUAUAUUUGGUUUUAAUCAAUUCAUAUUUUCAUUAGUGUCUAUAGAUAAGUCAACAGAAAAAUUACUUAUGAGUAGUCUCUGCUCCGUAAAUCCUUUAUGUGAAUAACUGAAGUUUAAUACUAGGCUGAUUAUCUUUAGUGCAUGUAGACUGACUAAAGUUAAUUUAUUUGUCAUUUCCUGUUUGGUAAGUGCAGGCACAUUGUUUAGUGGCACACAAUCUUUUUACUGAGUGUCUUACAAAUGUCAUUUAAGUGAUAUAUGUUAAUGUAGAUUAUGUUCCUGGUUAUGUGAACACAAAAAAAUCAUUUCUUUUUUUUUUUCUGCCUUUUACUAAACAACUGUAAUGCAGCAAAUACUUUAUACCCUCUUUCUCCUUUACUUUCAUUACUUGCAUGUGGAUUUCAGUGUUUAUACUGAAGCACAUUGGCUUCUGUGAAACUGUGGUAAAAGGUUUACUUUCAUAUUCUCUCAAGUAGUCCAAAAUAAUUGCCAAACUUUGUCAUUGUGUUCCUGCAUUUGUGUUUGAGCUGCUAUACUAUUCAAAAACCACAUUGAAAGUCGAUUAAGAAACUAUUGAAAAAGCAUGAAUAUAUGUAUAGACAUGUGAGAGACACCUCAUCUGCUUAUAUUUUUACUUAAUGAAUAUUACUCACUUUUCCACGUCUUACUGAAUGCUGUGAUUCAUGGUUGCUUUUGUUCAAAACAGUUUGCACUUUUUGUUAAUAAAAUGAACUUAAGAAAAUAUUAUGCCUCUGCAAUUUAUUAAAAGUGGGACAGGAAGCUUCUUUUUUUUUCUACUGGUAUUGCUUGUAUAUAAUAGAGGCUUUUUAGAUAUGUAAACUAUUAGUAAAUAUAUGAGUAAUUUAG
Messenger RNA from Condylura cristata (star-nosed mole), 4598 nucleotides. RefSeq names its product tripartite motif containing 37 (gene TRIM37). The transcript has 24 exons. The record is from RefSeq and is a predicted model, not a curated record. NCBI's taxonomy places the organism in Eukaryota, Metazoa, Chordata, Mammalia, Eulipotyphla, Talpidae. Gene Ontology annotation, biological process: negative regulation of centriole replication; protein autoubiquitination. Gene Ontology annotation, cellular component: aggresome; peroxisome. The coding region runs from base 452 to 3343 and encodes 963 amino acids. Gene Ontology annotation, molecular function: ubiquitin protein ligase activity; tumor necrosis factor receptor binding; ubiquitin protein ligase binding.